CAACAAACAAUAGAACACCUAAACACACACACAAUCAUACACACAUACACACACAUACACAUACACAUAGCUACAUCCCUACACACACACACAGACAUCCAUCCAUCUUACCAUUGCAUGGAAGCUCAAAGUUAAGCUACCUAAUGACAUGACAUGAAUGACCACACCAUAAUCAAUAAAAAUUUGGAAGACCAUCUUACCAUGCGGCAGCUCAGAUGAGCUCUACCAACUUUGCCCAGGCCCAGCAGCGCUUGGCUGCGCGUCGGCAGGCACGCGAACAAGAAUUUCAAACGCGACUCGAUGCUACCCGUCAAGCAUCGCGAGCAUGGUCCGAAGUUACGCGUUUACCCUAUCCUUUGAAUCGAUUAGGGGUCUCCUCAUUAUCUGCAUGGGAAGUUAUCUCCUCGCGUGAAGGUACGCGGCCUGCCUUCCGAGUUGGCCAGGUUGAUGCCGAGCUACUAGAUGAAGACCUCGUAGGACAACUACGCGAGCAGGUGGGCGAAGCGCUUAAAUACUUUGGAGGAACUGUAAAAGAUGACUGGUCCGCCGAGAUUCUUCUCGCACUUCGUGCAAUACUCUUCAAACUUACGGUGUGGGAUCAUGAUGCAACUUAUGGUGCUGCUUUGCAAAAUCUAAAAUAUACUGACGCAAGACGCGAUGGGCCAAUUUUAACUCCGCCUACCAAAUUGCAAAAGACCCUCUACGGCCUUAUCACCGUAGCAGGCAAAUACAGUUGGACCAAAUGGGAAAACUGGUUAUUAGAUCAGGAUAAUGGUUACGACCAACCCUCACCGACCGUACAACGACUCUCCAAACUGACCUCAAAAAUCACCACCCUCCAUUCGAUGGCCGCCUUUGUCUCUUUUCUUGCAUUCCUGUUACACGGAAGAUACCGAACAAUACUCGACAGAUUGCUAAAGAUGCGUCUUGCUCCACCCACUAGUCAAGUCAGCCGCGAAGUUUCUUUCGAGUACCUUAAUCGACAACUAGUGUGGCAUGCAUUUACCGAGUUCCUGCUCUUCGUACUACCCCUGGUAGGUAUCAACCGAUGGCGCAGAUGGCUCAGUCGUACUUGGCGGAAAACAAAAGACAUUAUACACGUCGGUGCUGCUGAGAAUGAUGAAGGCAGCAAGCAAGGAGAUUACGCGUUUCUACCUGAACGAACAUGUGCAAUUUGCUACCAGGAUCAGAAUUCAGCUACCUCAGAGACGGAAGUUUUAGCUGCGGCUACCUCGAGCGGAGUGGUAGGCUCUGCUCAAACCGAUAUAACGAACCCAUACGAGACGAUUCCAUGCGGCUGCAUAUACUGUUUUGUGUGCCUUGCUACCAGGCUGGAGCGUGAAGAAGGGGAAGGCUGGACUUGCUUACGAUGUGGGGAACUUGUAAAAGAAUGCAAACCAUGGAAUGGCGAUGUUCUAGAAGAACAAACCAAGCCUCCAGCUACGAAACGUGUUGGAUUUAUCGACGAACUGGAUCCAACGGAAGAUCCCCCGCGGGAUAGCAAGGAUACUUCUCAUCCUUUAGAAAACACGACUCGAGACGAUCAGUAUAAGAUGGAAACAGGAGAUACCCCUGAAGACGAUGAUUCCGAGGCGUAUGAAGAAGAGGAGGCUGGGGUAGAGGAAGGAUUCGAUGACUAAUCACUGGCUUGCUAACGGCCCGGAGUGGAUGUGUCACUAAUCUCUACCAAAAUAUAUGGAGGAUACGAUUUGGAAUCGUCAGGAAAAUACUUAGUCACCAAACCCCCAUGUUAAUACCUUUAAUUACGUACAGUUAUAUAGACUGUUAAUGCAAUACACGCAAUAAUGAGUAGAUUUGUUCCUCAACCAGUACUGGC
Molecule: messenger RNA, 1837 nt
Organism: Hypoxylon fragiforme
Lineage: Eukaryota; Fungi; Ascomycota; Sordariomycetes; Xylariales; Hypoxylaceae
Product: Pex12 amino terminal region-domain-containing protein
Exons: 1
Coding region: 216-1640 (474 amino acids)
Biological process (GO): protein import into peroxisome matrix
Cellular component (GO): peroxisomal membrane
Molecular function (GO): zinc ion binding
Source: RefSeq, a predicted model, not a curated record